AUGGCUAUCAUCGCUGUUGCUGGAGGCGCCGGAAAGCUCGGCCGUGCAAUUGUUGAAGCACUUAUUGAACAGGGUCAGCAUACCGUGGUGGCCCUGGCUCGAGAGGCUAAAGAUGUACAAGGAGCCCAGGUGAUCGCCGUGGACUACACCGACGUCGAUAAGCUUGCAGCCACGCUUGAGACCAACAGCAUUGAGACUGUCAUAUCCACCAUUAACUCUAUGGACGACGUCUCGGCUGAGCUGAGCUUGAUCAAGGCAGCUGAGAAAUCGGCAUCUACCAAACGAUACAUCCCUAGUAUCUGGGGCGUCAAGUACACUGAAGAGAUCGCAUCUUAUUUCCCCAUCGCUCAAGCCAAGCUCAACAUCAUUGCUGCAUUAGAAGCAACGUCGACCCUCGAGUACACUGCUGUGUACAACGGCUACUUUGCUGACUACUGGGUGCUCCCCAAGGUUAAGUCUUACCAAAGCCCUCUCGCUCUGGUAGUCGACAUUGCGAACGAUUUUGCCGCUAUUCCUGGGUCUGGCAACGAGCUCGUGACCUUUACCCACACCUUUGACGUUGCACGCUUUGUCGCGGUGCUCGUUGGGGCGCCUAAGUGGGACAAGGAGUCCUAUAUCAUUGGGGACAAGGUCUCGUGGAAUCAAUUCGUGCAAUACGCCGAGGAGGCCAAGGGUGUCAAGUUCACCGUCAAACACGACUCGAUCGAGGACCUCAAGGCCGGUAAAAUCACGGAGCUGCCCUCUCACCCGCACAUGUAUCCCUUCUUCCCCAAGCCGAUGCUGCAGGGCUUUUUUGCUGCUUUUGGCCGCAUGUUCGUUGAGGGGGCGUUUGACCUCAAGCCUGAGCGUACGCUCAAUCAGGAAUUCCCUGAGGUCAAGGCACGAAAGAUCAAGGACCUUCUCUUUGAGGCUUGGGGACAGUAGUUUCAACAGUAGUGUUAG
Messenger RNA from Fusarium oxysporum Fo47, 942 nucleotides. RefSeq lists its product as uncharacterized. Bases 1 to 924 code for a protein of 307 amino acids. The transcript is spliced from 3 exons. NCBI's taxonomy places the organism in Eukaryota, Fungi, Ascomycota, Sordariomycetes, Hypocreales, Nectriaceae. The record is from RefSeq and is a predicted model, not a curated record.